AUGGAACAGAUCCUGCUGUGUAACUCUACCUGUGUGGGCUCUCACAGAGAAGACGGUGGUAUGGGCACUUUACGUGGUGGACAUUCCAUGGCGGCGGGGCCUCAGCUUCCUGCUCAGUCAGCCACCUCGCCAGACCUCAACCAACCUGACCCUUAUCGAGCUCUGUCUGGAGGCCUUCAAGGCCAGAGCACCUCCUCGGUCAGCUCGGAGAUCAAAUCGGAGGAUGAGGGCGACGAGAACCUCCUGCAGGACUCCAAGCCUUUGGACACCAAGAAGGAAGACCUCGACAGCAAGGAUCUCAAAGGAAUUGAUAGGUCAAGAUCUAGCAACAACGAUGACGAGGACCUGUCCCCGGAGCAAAAGAUGGAGAGGGAGAGGGAAAGGAGGAUGGCCAACAAUGCGCGGGAACGCCUGCGAGUACGCGACAUCAACGAGGCAUUCAAGGAACUGGGCAGGAUGGUCCAGCUACACCUAAAGAGCGACAAACCGCAAACCAAGUUACUAAUCCUUCACCAAGCGGUGGCAGUCAUCCUCAGUCUGGAGCAACAAGUCCGAGAGAGAAACUUAAACCCAAAGGCGGCCUGCCUGAAACGCCGCGAGGAGGAGAAGGUCACUGUGUCGUCGGACGGGAACCCCCUCUCACUGGCUGCUGCACACCACGCGGCCAUGGGCGACGGGUCCAACCCAUUGGGACAAAUGUCCAAGGUGCCAGAGUUCAUCAAGAUGAUGAGUGACCACUUCCUCUGACAGCGUUCCCUUGACAUCCCAGCAAUCAAUCAGUGUUGCUUCAGCCAGACCAAUCAAGAAUUAUUGUUUGACCAAUCAGCUCCGCCAUCGUAUCUCUUCUCGUACGUCUCUCUCACCUUCCUCUUCAUUUUUGUUCCCUUCUUCGAGAAAACAAACUGCCAAUCAUCUCCAGCUCGAAUUAACUUUGUGGAGACGUUCAAUGGCCGAAGUGUCGUUUUUUUGGGGAGAUUUUGUCAGGAAGCAAUGGGAUAAAACUAUGGAAUCGCCAAUCAUUCAAGAAAGAAUCAACGUACACGACAACAAGCAUUCCCUGUUUUAAAGGACAUCGGGCUUCUAUAUAAGGUAUAUGUAGUACUGUAUAUGUAUAUUAAAAGAAGAAAAAUGACAUGCAUACCAUACGGGGGAGACAACAAAACAUAUCAAGUAUUAAAACAAGAUUUUUUUUAGAGCGACAUUGUGCAGCCUCAGCAUGUCUCUGACUGAACGGCAAUCUAAUGCCACACUGUGGAUGAAACUGUGCCUGACAUCCUCCAGGAUGCAAAACAGUCAGACGGAUACACAAGGAGAAACAACUCGUAGAUUCCCCUCCGGGCCACAAGCCUUUUAGCAAGGCAAAUCACAAAGGUCAACAAUGUAAUGUGUUAUAGCCCCUCUCAUUUAUGUCUAUAGAUCACAAAAUACCAUCUGUACUUUGCAAAUAGACUGCAAAACUGUACAACUGAAAACUUUGGAGCGCUAACACAAACAUAUUGAACAGUUCAACCUAAUUGGUCUGCGUAGAUCAGGGGUGUCAAACAUGAUCCGGGAUGAGUUUGCUAAGUAUAAAAAUGAGCCGAAAUUUUUGAAUGAAAGAAACCGCUCUUCUAAAUGUGUCCACCAGAUGUCGCAAUAGCAAUUAUUUGUAUCUUUGUAGAUGAUGCUACAUAUGUAAAAAGAAAUAAACAACAUGAUGUUAGUGCACCAGUCGAGGAAAAUGAGCAAACUACAUAAAUAUCAUCCUGUAAUUUGAUUUUGAUAUAAUUUUUUUAUAGAUUGAAAAUCAACACCAAUGACUGAUGAACAUUAUCACAUAAUUUAUUCAGAAAGUAUAAAUAACGACAAAUAAAGAUAGAAUACACAUUUUUUUAAAAACAACAACGUUAUGAUUUGUACAUUUUCAGAUUUUGUUCUAUUUUUAAACAAAGAAAACAAUCUGAAGUUGUCUUUAUUUUUAAGUUAUUGUGCCGUGAUUUUACCAGUCCGGCCCACUUGGGAGUAGAUUUUUCUCCAUGUGACCCCCGAACUAAAAUGUGUUUGACACCCCUGGCGUAGAUCUACUUCCGGGGCAAAAAUGGAUCAACUGAAGGACUGAAAUAUUUGAAUCACCCGAGGUUCGGAGAUAGCAGAAACAAAGAGUCAUGCAGCCAUUGCAGUCAUUUCAACCCAGUUCAGGAUUUAAAUGAGUUUUUCUCCUUUUGAAAUAAUGGAAAUUCGUUCUAGCAAUCAGACGUCAUUUAAAUACCACCCAGGUAGUGUUCCAUAUGUUUAAUGUAAAGCUGAUAUACAAACCACGUAGCCGACAUUAUCAAUGAUCAAUACUGCUUUCAAAGAUCGUUUAACUUCUUCAGUUGUAUUGUCUGCAUUACCACAGUUGAACCUGUUCAAGUCCAAACAGCUAAGUCUAAAGUCUGGAGUAUGCUCCUGUCUGAUCACUAAACCGUCCGCUACAACACCGUCUAUAUCCGGUUAAACUUUUGCUGCGUUGAAUUCUCUGCCCAAACGCUAGGGGGUUUUCCUGAGAGUGAGAUACCACAACUCUUGACUAUUUUGCGUCCUGUGUGGUAGUGAACAAUAGUGACUGAAACAGCGUUCAAUCUGAAAAUGCUGCUUUCUCCAGAAGGAAAACUGGAAAGGUUACAGACUGUCCGGGAAUUAUGUAUUCAAAAAGCCGACCAAUCACAGCUCUGCAGUGUGCGUCGCAAUUGACGCAAGGUUAUAUUUUUGCAGGUGUACGUCACUCUCAAAAAGGGGGAGGAUCAAACCGGCGCCAUGAUGCUGUAGCACAGGGGUCCCCAAACUACGGCCCGCGGGCAUGAUACGGCCCAUUAUCGCCCAAAGUCCUGAGUAAAAAAAACUUUUUUUAAUCUGUCCUUUCUAGCCCAUCUAUCAGUCCAUUUUCUACCGAUUGUUACUCUCGGGGUCUCCUAGCCACUCCGGAAAAUCAUAUUUGACAUAAUUACGUACGCACGUAAACACAUACACACGCAUUAGCUUUAGGUGUUGUUAGCUAAUAAUAGCAAUUUGGAUAGCAUACGUUAGCUGUCAUUGAGUGUAUAUUCUAUCACAGGGGUCCCCAAACUGCUACCAGACACGGCCCACUAGCGUCCAAAAUCCAGCCCACGGGUAGUCCCGAGUAAAAAUAAAAACAUAUAUAUAUAUAUAUAUACCGGUAUAUACAUAUAUUGGGGACGGCGUGGCGCAGUUGGGAGAGUGGCCGUGCCAGCAACCUGAGGGUUCCUGGUUUGAUCCCCACCUUCUACCAACCUAGUCACGUCCGUUGUGUCCUUGAGCAAGACACUUCACCCUUGCUCCUGAUGGGCCGUGGUUAGGGCAUUUUUUUUUUAAAAUUUUAUCUGUCCUUUUUAGCCCAUCCAUCAAUCCAUUUCCUACCGCUUGUUACUCUCGGGGUCUCCUAGCCGCUAUGGCAAAUCAUAUUUUCUAAAUAUGCAUUUUCCCAUCAAAAACGUGUCAGUCAAUUAGUGCGCGAGUGAAAAAAAAUGCGAAAUUAUUGGGGAAACGUAAAAUAGACUCAUAGUGCAGAGUUUUUAAACAUCAGUGGAUAUGACUUUUUUUUGUUCAGUAUAAGGAAAAUGCAAUUAUUUUAAUCUGCAAUGAGACAGAUUAUAUAUAUAUAUAUACACACAUAAGGUCAGGAAAAAAUACAGAGGCUAUUUUAUCCCGACAGGUUUCCCGGCUCUUCAGGGGAUUUUAAAAUAGCCUCUGUAUUUUUUCCUGACCUAACGUAUAUUCCGCUCUACCCCGGUAUUGAGCACUGUAUAACGUAUAAACCACAGAAACCUUGACUAUUAAUAGAUAUAUAUAUAUAGCCUGGCCCCUGGUCAAUUUUUUUUAACCCAAUGCGGCCCCAGGGUCAAAAAGUUUGGGGACCCCUGCUGUAGCAUAACCCAGACUUCAACCAACUCAGUCAACCAACUCAUCAAGUUCUGCUCCACCGACAAUUUCUGUCUAGAUAAAAUUCAGGACCCAGAGGGGUUAUUUUUGUGUAAAAUCCGUUCGUUGGUAUUGCUGCCGUCAUUUGAAUAAAUUUGUUGUGAGGUCAAAACCAAUAAAAACAACGAAGAGUGAGACAAGACAUGAAAAGAAAAGAACUGCCCCUCGCCUUCAAACCUUUAAAUAGGACCAAGGACUUUGUUCGUGGUAGACUUCUUAGCAGUCCUACAACAAAGAAUGCAAUCAUUUCAAUUUUGCCCAAAUGGAGGAAAACGAUGUCAACAAACUUCAAUAUGUCAAAAAUAUUUUGACUAUCGCCCGUCCUUACGUCUCUGGCGACAGUAACAAGCAAAAGUGUGUGAUGGUUAUUUUCGGUUAAGUUGACAACCGCUUAUGUUGAGUUAAACGGGUUUCACUGUUUUUUUUCUUCUUCUUUGGGUUAUUGUCACUGUCACACAGUUUCAGUACACAAAAAGACAAAAGAAAAUGCAAAAAGUCAAGACUGGAAGGCACCACUUUGUCUCAUUUCCUUCAAUUUUAAGUAAUCUUUAAGUUGUUUCAUUGCCAAACUGUUCGAGUUUACUCGAGUCAACCUUUUGCAUUUAAAAUGACUUGUUUGAGGAGUCAUUAGGUCAAAUAUGGGAAUACGCAACAAUAGGAGUCCCGUCCAAUGCCUGAUGGAAUCACAUUGCAUUGAAUAUUAAACAGAGGUCAACCUUCUGGCAUUCUGAAAUCUUUCUAGAGUUCAUACAAAAGCCAUCAGUUUUAGGUCCCCAAUCUCAGUGCUGUCAUUUAUGUCGACCCGAGCCUUAUGAGCACCAAAACCAUCCUCGAGCCUCCUGACACAAUGCAUCCCUUCCACCAGAGCGCGGUCCCACAGAUGCAAUUUGAACGUUCACAUUUCUACCGACGUGCCUUUUUAGAGUUCAUAUCAUUGGAGUUGCCGGAGGAAGACAUUGACCUGGUCUUUUCAUAAGAUGCAAGCUUAGGGAGACCUGUUAUUAGUCGUUAGGUUCUAUGCAGUCAGGUUUUUGUACCAGACCUGGUAAUUAAAAAAAAAAAAAAAAAAGGUAUCAAAACAUUCAUUUAAAAAAAAGUAUUUUUGAGAUUUAAAAAAAACCCUAAAAAAAAAAUUCAAUGUAUUUGAUGUACUGUAUGCUUACGUGUAACUAGAGCGUGUUCUGGCUACAAGCCGUCAGGACAGGCACUUGAUUUAGCAAAACAAGCCCUUGUCCUAGUUCUUCCCGUCCCUUGGAAGUCCACCAUUCACCCCAAACCCCUCAAGCCCGGUUUUCACGGUGAACAAAAGCGUCUUUUUCUUGUAUUAUAGCUUAUCAGUUUUUUAUUAAUAUUUGAUGGGCUUUUUUCCUUGAGCCGAUGUAGUCUUCAGUACGUGUGUGGUUGUAUGUUGUAAAGCUUUAUUUUUGGUUUUCUAAAGGAAAAUAAUUUUCAUGUUCAUUUUUUUUAUUUGUAUGUUCUGGUUUACAUGUAUAUUAUAGAAAAUGUGAUUUAAAAAAAAAAAAAAAAAUACAAAUAAAAAAAUAAAAUAAAAAUCAACACAAUUUGCUACCAUUAGUGUUCUCUGAAAAAGGGUCAAUUUAAACGGUUAAAAUCAUACACAAUCAACAGAAAGGCACGGAAACUGGAAAUUAAAUCUAUUUGAAUAAAUCAAUCUAUAUAUAAAUGUACAAAUAUAUAUACGAUAUAUAAGAAAGGUAACAUUUUCCUUUUUUAUUUUAUUUUAUUUUCUGUUUUUUUAAGGAGUGUUUGUUUGGGGGGGAAUUAUUUUUUCCUAAGACUGAACUGUCAGAUUCCCGUUGUUAUAAAAUGAUUUUUUGUUGUUGUUGCCAUGACGACAUCUUACUCUGUUUAAUAUGGCGCCCUGCACAGGACAAAAAAAAAGGCACCGGCGUCCCAACCACUACUCUCACGGCUCUCCAUCAUGGCGGCGACACACAGACAUUGUAAAUUGUAUGCAACAAAACAGCAAACUCAACCCAUAUUUUAAAGCUGGUGUAUGUAAAAGUUAUAUUUUUACAUGUCGAUGUUGUUAUUUGUGUUUUAGAAAAAUAUGGUCUGGUUUUGUUCGGGCGGUCAUUUUGAAAAAAGUGUGUUUAAAAAAAAAAAAGACAUAUUGAAAUUGUUUUGUUUUUUUACCGUAAAAUGAGGGAUGAAAAGAUCAAAAAUGAUAUACAGUAUGAUAUUUGUUCAAAUCCCCAUGCCUCAUUAUAUUACUAUUGUAAUUGUAUUUUUUCCAGAGAAAUGUGUAAAUAGUCGAACCAUUUUCUGUGAGGUUUCAGUGGGGUGAUGAUGAUGAUGAUGAUGAUGAUGACGAUGAACCUGUUUUGAAUAAAAUUGUAUCUGUCUGGUUACAAUAGCCAGUUGCCAACUUUCCAUUGUCUCAGUACUCAGUACUGUUGUUCCAGUGGCAGACCAUUGGAAAACUACACCAGGCCAUGUUAGACUAUUUUGAAUGAGCAAAAAAUAAUUGUGCAAAUCUAAUUAGCCAUUAAAUUGGCAUACUACUAUUUUGAUUAUCCUUUGAUAUACAGUGUUUGUCACAACAAUCCCCAACAAAAACACAGAGUGUGUACUUUAAAAUAAAGUUCUCGGAGAACAUUUAUAUACAAAACCAGUGAAGUUGGUACGUUGUGUAAAUUGUAAAUAAAAUCAGAAUACAAUGAUUUGCAAAUCCUUUUCAACCUAUAUUCAAUUGAAUAGAUUGCAAAGACAAGAUACUUAAUGUUAGAACUGAGAAACUAAUAAUCAUUAACUAAGAAUUUAAUGGCGGCAAAAAAGUUGGCACAGGGGCAUUUUUACCACUGUGUUACAUGGCCUUUCCUUUUAACAACACUCAGUUUGUGGUAUUUUACGCUUCAUAAUGCGCCACGCAUUUUCAAUGGGAGACAGGUCUGGACUACAGGAAGGCCAGUCUAGUAACCGCACUCUUUAACUACAAAGCCACGCUGUUGUAACACGUGCAGAAUGUGGCUUGGCAUUGUCUUGCUGAAAUAAGCAGGGGCGUCCAUGAAAAAGACAUUGCUUUGGAUGGCAACAUAUGUUGCUCCAAAACCUGUAUGUACCUUUCAGCAUUGAUGGUGCCUUCACAGAUGUGUAAGUUACCCAUGCCUUGGGCACUUAUACACCCCCAUACAAUCACAGAUGCUGGCUUUUGAAAUUUGCGCCUAUAACUGUCCGGAUAGUUCUUUUCCUGUUUAGGAGACGACGUUCACAGUUUCCAAAAACGAUUUGAAAUGUGGACUCGUCAGACCACAGAACACUUUUACACUUUGCAUCAGUCCAUCUCAGAUGAGCUCGGGCCAAGCCGGCGGCGUUUCUGGGUGUUGUUGAUAAAUGGCUUUCGCUUUGCGUAGUAGAGUUUUGACUUGCACUUACAGAUGUAGCGGCGGACUGUAGUUACUGACAGUGGUUUUCUAUUCCUGAGCCCAUGUGGUGAUAUCCACCAUACACUGAUGUCGGUUUUUGAUGCAGUACCGCCUGAGGGAUCAAAGGUCACGGGCAUAUCCGCUUACGUGCAGUGAUUUCUCCAGAUUCUUUGAACCUUUUGAUGAUAUUACGGACCAUAGAUGUUGAAAUCCCUAAAUUCCUUGCAAUUGCUCGUUGAGAAAUGUUGUUCUUAAACAAUUUGCUCCCACAUUUGUUCACAAAGUGGUGACCCUCGCCCCAUCCUUGUUUGUGAAUGACUGAGCAUUUCAUGGAAGCUGCUUUUAUACCCAAUCAUGGCACCCACCUGUUCCCAAUUAGCCUGUUCACCUGUGAGAUGUUCCAAAUAAGUCUUUGAUGAGCAUUCCUCAACUUUCUAAGUCUUUUUUGCCACCUGUGCCAGCUUUUUUUAAACAUGUUGCAAGCAUCAAAUACCAAAUGAGCUAAUAUUUGCCAAAAAUAACAACGUUUACCAGUUUGAACGUUAAAUAUCUUGUCUUUGCCGUCUGUUCAA
This is a messenger RNA of Entelurus aequoreus (snake pipefish), 7915 nucleotides long. RefSeq names its product transcription factor 12. Lineage: Eukaryota; Metazoa; Chordata; Actinopteri; Syngnathiformes; Syngnathidae. The record is from RefSeq and is a predicted model, not a curated record. Gene Ontology annotation, cellular component: transcription regulator complex. Gene Ontology annotation, biological process: regulation of transcription by RNA polymerase II. Gene Ontology annotation, molecular function: protein dimerization activity; RNA polymerase II cis-regulatory region sequence-specific DNA binding; DNA-binding transcription factor activity, RNA polymerase II-specific. The transcript has 6 exons. The coding region runs from base 1 to 747 and encodes 248 amino acids.